Caenorhabditis elegans is the source of this 914-nucleotide messenger RNA. RefSeq lists its product as uncharacterized. The record is from RefSeq and is marked reviewed. The transcript has 4 exons. Bases 1 to 873 code for a protein of 290 amino acids. NCBI's taxonomy places the organism in Eukaryota, Metazoa, Nematoda, Chromadorea, Rhabditida, Rhabditidae.
AUGCUAGAAGACAAAGGUGAGUUAUCUAUAAAAGAAGUUUUGAAAUGCCUUCCAAUUUCAGAAAAAAGUCCUGCAAACUGGGCUGCCUGGUGCUUCGGACUCAUCUUGGUUGUGCUCAUUUUGAUAGUCACUGGAUACAUGUUUGUGGUGUAUCUGAGAUCUCAACGAAAGAAAAAUCAGUUGGCUGAUGAGACUGGAGGGAUUGAGAUUGAAAAUAGUAUUCGUGAUCCGGUGGUUAUUAAUAACUCAUUGGCUUCUAGAAGUUGUUCGGAAAACAAGGUCAAAAAACAAUCGCCUGAAUCAACGGAACAAGACGAUUUUUCCAAGACGACUGUUGAUGAGACCAUCAAGGAAAAAUCUGAGAAGCAGCCGAAGACUUGUGCACAAAAGCCGAAAGUUCCCAUUCCCAAAGCUUCCACGCCAAAAACUGAAAAAUUGGUAUCCAAGGAGCCAAGUACGGAAGAAUUAUCGGUAAAGAAUAGCCUAACGGAUUUGAAAAAUGAAGCAACAAAAAUGGCAAACACUUCUUCUUCUGCAAAUAGAACAGGAGAGAUUUCUGUCGAAAUCGUUUCUCCGAAGCCAACCACCGCAGUUCAAGCUUCAACUCCUGAAAAACCAAUGUCAAGUGCAGAAUCUGCGAUGGAAUCCUCGAUUGGAAGUGAUAUUUCGACUUACAUAGUCUCAUCAAAGCGAAGUGAAGUGAAUAAUUACAACAUGAUAGAAGCUGGUCGAACUCCGCCAAUGUCAUUUAGUGAAUCAUAUGCUCAAACUGCUAUCCCUACAGCAAACACUCCUCCAACUGUGGUUCAUGUCUCGAAACCAUCUUCUGAAACAUCCGUGUCAAUUCCACCAUCUUCUGCAGUCAAAAAGUAACUCAAAUUGUUUGUGUAUUAAGAAUAAAAUGAAUUAUGUGC